Messenger RNA from Gryllus bimaculatus (two-spotted cricket), 336 nucleotides. The record is from the annotation of a GenBank genome assembly. Lineage: Eukaryota; Metazoa; Arthropoda; Insecta; Orthoptera; Gryllidae.
GGAGAUAUUGGCGACAACUCCACGGCCCACCGUGAAGAACAGCCAGAAAUCCCGGAAGGAGACAUUGGUCAAGGAUGCGCGGCCAACGGGACGGUGUACGCCGAGGGCUCGGCCAUGGCCAGCUCCAGCCUUUGCGAGUACUGCUACUGCAUCCGCGGCCGCCAGCGCUGCGUGAGGCCCCGGUGCCUGCUGCCCCUGGCAGGCUGCACGCCGCGAUACAAGCAGCAUGCCUGCUGCCCCGCGCACUACGACUGCAGUAAGCACCGCGCCGCGUUCAUUAGCGCAUCGCCACAUAGGCUCAUUCAUAAUGAAAAUCUUGACAUAGACAUGCCAUCA